This is a messenger RNA of Aspergillus niger, 1713 nucleotides long. RefSeq lists its product as hypothetical. The transcript has 2 exons. The coding region runs from base 1 to 1713 and encodes 570 amino acids. Lineage: Eukaryota; Fungi; Ascomycota; Eurotiomycetes; Eurotiales; Aspergillaceae. The record is from RefSeq and is a predicted model, not a curated record.
AUGCAGAAACCGAACCAAGCCAGAUCGAGAGCGCUCGGUCUACGAGACCGCAAGGCUCUGAGACCGUCCUUGACCUCGACUGCCAGUCCUCUGGGCUCCCUCAAGGGCAGCAAACAGUCGCCUGUAUCGUCCCUUUCUGGCCGUCGCUCUAGCGGUCUGGCCGCUUUUGCUGCGCCUCCAAGGCGAGUCUCAACGAGGAUCACGGCCUCCGAUCUAAUGUUCCGCUCUCCGUCUGCAUCCCAACAGAGUACAGAAAAAGUACCACCACCUACCGAUACCCCCGAAAAUCAAUUGGCGUCGGAACUGGACAGUGCAACCGGCGAUAUAGAUGCGAAUGAGGCGUUACAACAACCGUCGUUCCAGGACAUCCUUGACGAGCCGGAUCUUCCACCGACGCCGACCCAGUUGGGCCUGGAACGGCCUCCCGGGCGACCAAAAGGACUCCUAAGCAGUAGCCCAAGCUCACAACCGGGAAAGUGGGGCAGACGAAGGAAUACAGAUGGUAGAGAACAAAGCCCGUCAAAACUAAGGAAAGUCGAUUAUGGCGAGGCAGGAGAAUCCGCGGAAUCCGGCUUGUUGUUGGAUCGGACUUCCUUACCGGAGGAGAUCUUGAUGAAGCGAAAAUUGAAGAACAAGCUCGCCUCAGAACUGCAGCAAUUGAAGAAGGAUAUCUUGGAAUUGGAGACAUGGUCGAAGGACCUGGCCCAAGACGAUGCCAGUGAAGAGCGAGAUUUAACUGGGUUGAUUACUUUGUUAGCAACAUCAUACCCUCCUCAAUCGACCCCAACGGCCUCAGGCGAAACCUCCAUAUCGACUCUUAUCUCUUCAUUACUCCCCUUUGCCACCAAGGGACCCCCGAGGCCCCCACCCGAGGCCCCUCCAGUGAACCCAUUUGCGCUUGGAGAGCAUGCGCAAACAGAAGCAUAUCUAACAGCUCUUGCGCCAUUACAGCUUACGGCGUACUCCGAAUCCAUACCUAGCACCCCUGACCUUGUCUUGGAGAGGCACACUCUCCAGUUUUCCGCCCCGUCACCCUUUCCCUCCAACCGCUAUAAAGUAUUUGUAACCUGCGAUGUCAACCCAGAAACGCAAUCCCUGGUCUCCAUAUCAUCUGCUUCACAGAUGACCGAAGAAGAUGCAAGGACGCCAGAAGAUCUGCGGCGUUGGAUAGACGCCAGGCUGGCCAAUCCGUUGCUUAAGCUAGAUGUCACAGGUCUGUGCUGGGGCAUUAACCGAUACUGGGAGGCUAUGGUAUCGCGUGCUGAGUUAUGGUUACACAUGGAGGAACAACAUGCUGAACUAAUCAGUGGUAAUGCGAAAGAGAACCAUGAGACUAAAACAAAGAGCGCAAGCUCGCAACCCCUCGGCUUGUCGGAAUUGCGUCAGAUUCUACCGCACCUCGAGCGCACGUCUAUGCUCUUCGAAUCCAAGAACGGCUCACCCAAAGUCCUGGUAUCAUGCCAAUUGACAUUGGAUGAGUGGACAAGUGAGCCACAACUAGCGCCAGGACUCAGCGUUUCUCUGUUAUCCGAGUCUGAUAGCGGCUCCAGACGCAAGGUGGACCAAGAAUCCAAACGUCUGUUCCAAUCAAUCCUAAAUCCAAACGAGAACAACCAAGCUGGAAGCAGCGGCAGCGGAGUCCCUGCUAGCGCAAUUCUAAGAGCUACAGACUGCGUCUUGCGCGCUUUGCUCGGUACAAACUCGAAGAAAUGA